CAGUUCGAGGUAGGAUUUGGGCGAGUACGGGGUCGCAGUCGUGUUUUGUACUGUACCUAACCAGAGCAGAAGUAAGUUUAGCAAGCGAUCAGUUUAGUACAGUGAACGCGCUUUAGAAGUGAAGUUGAUGUGACCUGCACAGACACUAGUCAAAGCAACGCUUCAGUCAUGACGGAGAAAUCGAACGGUUCUCAUCACCCCAAUCUGAUAACUUCCAUCACCAAUAAGUAUCCGUCGUAUCGUGAUGACCUUCUGUUGAAAACACCCCACUUCUGGUUGGAAGGUAGAAGAGAAGAUGAUGGCGCGGAAGGGCUUUGGCGAAUUCACGAUACGUUAUAUGAUUUGACCGAUUUUGCCGCACGACAUCCAGGUGGGCCAAGUUGGAUUCAACUGACAAAGGGAACCGAUAUUACGGAAUUAUUCGAAACACAUCACCUCACAACAAAAGCGGAAAAUCUACUUCCUAAGUUUAAAGUUCGUGAGGCAACAGAACCACGAAAUAUACGGUUGACCUUUAAAGAUGACGGUUUCUAUCGGACCUUAAAACGACGAGUACGUGAAAAACUUUCAGAGCUUGACUAUUCACCAGUUAAGACGUCCAACUUGAUCAUCGAUUCUCUGGUAGCAUCGGCACUACUGUUUGCUUUCUUGGCGGUGAAAUUCAACAGCUAUCUUAUGGCAGCUGCAUGUGGACUUUGUAUCAAUUGGACUGUAAUUUCCGCCCACAAUUAUUUUCAUAAAAAAGACAAUUGGAGGAUGCGACUGUUCAAUUUGGCUUUCUUCAGCUAUAGAGAAUGGCGAGUAUCGCAUGCAAUGUCUCACCAUCAUUAUGCAAAUUCGGUUCUUGAUCUGGAGGUAUCUUAUUUCGAGCCGGCCCUUUGCUGGCUACCAAAUCCGGACAAAGGCUUGGUUCAGCGAUUUGGAGCUUGGUUCUAUGGACCGAUACUAUACUCUAUUAUGAUGCUGAUGGAGUACCUGAAAAGAUUUGUAGAAAGUUACAAACUAGGCAGGAACACUUUCUUCGCAGAUGAUCUAAUUGCAUUCAUUCUACCCACCUUUAUGUAUCUCGUUGAUUCGAGUAGCAUAAUGACUGUGUUGAAAUUGUGGAUCGUCAUUUUAUUGGUAACUAGCUUUUUGUUCGGAUUGACAGGACUGAACGCGGCUCACCAUCAUCCGGACAUCUUCCACAGUGGUGAUAAAAUACCGGAUGAGAUUGACUUCGGAGUUUACCAAAUCGCAACUGUUAUCGACCGGGCGGAUGUUAAAGGGUCACAAUUUGCGGUACUGACCAGUUUCGGGGAUCACUGUUUGCAUCACAUGUUUCCCACGCUCGACCACGGAGUACUACCUCAACUGUAUCCGAUUUUCUUCAAAACCUGCGACGAGUUCGAAUAUGUGUAUCGUGAAUGCAACUGGCUUCAUCACAUAAUUUCUCAAAACCGGCAACUGGCACGGAUUGAGUCACGUACUUAUGACCCCCGGGCUAAGUUAGAAUAAGCAUUGGGAUAUUCUUGACGAGAAUAGUCCAUCUUGCGUAAGAAGGAGGGAGCACUGACUAAAUCAGUUGCUAACAUGGUUUUCAGUGACAUCACAUAAGGCUGUAAACAAUUUUUAAUUUAAAAUUGAACAAUCAAAACCAGUGCUUGACAUUAAGCAGUGUAGUCGCAUGCCAUAUUUAAAAAAAAGAGGAAAUACAUUGGUUACAAGUAUAUAUAAGUAGUAAUGGGGUAUUGUAUUUACAAUGCGUACUAGUAGCUCUGAAUGGGUUGACAUCAUAAAAUGGGAUUUAGUAGUGAUGGGUAUUUAUACGCUGAAUCUACAUAAAUUAUGUGAUAUUAUGAUAUUUAACUACGUGGAAGGCACGUGAAAUUUUUAUUGAAUAAAAUUCAUCUUUUAUAAAAUUGACAA
This is a messenger RNA of Wyeomyia smithii (pitcher-plant mosquito), 1908 nucleotides long. RefSeq names its product cytochrome b5-related protein-like. Lineage: Eukaryota; Metazoa; Arthropoda; Insecta; Diptera; Culicidae. The record is from RefSeq and is a predicted model, not a curated record. The transcript has 6 exons. Gene Ontology annotation, cellular component: mitochondrion. Gene Ontology annotation, biological process: lipid metabolic process. Bases 169 to 1497 code for a protein of 442 amino acids.